AUGACGUCCGACGUGCUCACUCAGGCCAAAGCUUGGCUCGAAAAGGACCCGGACCCGAGCACAAAGAGCCAGCUCUCGAAGCUGAUCGAAGGCAACAAUGUGAAGGAGCUACAGGCCAGCUUCAACGGUCGUCUCGAGUUUGGCACAGCAGGUCUGCGAGGUGUUAUGGGCGUCGGCCCCAGCAAGAUGAACCUGCUCACUGUUCUCGAGACCACCGCCGGCCUUGCUGAAUACCUGCUUAAGAGCAACAAGGAAAAGGCCAUCUCCAAAGGUGUCGCCAUCGCCUUCGACGGACGCUUCGGCAGCAAGGAGUUCGCCUACUCGUCUGCGCAGCAUUUCGCCUUCCGUGGCAUUCCAUCGCGCAUCUAUCCGACUCCCACCCCAACACCGAUGUGCGGCUAUGCAGUCAAGAAGCUCGGUCUGGCUGGGGGAGUCGUCGUCACUGCCAGCCAUAACCCCAAGGAGUACAACGGCUACAAGGUGUAUGGCCCUGCCGGCACCCAGAUCAACACGCCUGUUGACGGGCUCAUCGCCGACGAGAUUCUCAAAAUUGCCCAGCAAACCCAACCACCCACAUUGUCAGAACUGGACGCGUGCAAGAGCAAGGGCAUCAUCAAAGAGUUUGGCGACGAGAUGUUGACUAGCUACAUCCAGGAUGUCCAGGAACUCAACACGUUUGCGAGCUCUCCAGUGAACGGUAAAGACGCACCCAUCAGCAUUGCCUACAGCCCACUUCACGGAGUCGGCGCGGCUUCGAUCGAGAGGCUGUCCAAGGAAGUCGUGGGUCUUACGGAGGGAGUCAACUUCUGGAUCUCGCAAGAGCAGAGGGAGCCGGACGGAGCCUUCCCAACGCUCGAAUUCCCGAACCCGGAAGAGCUCUCCACACUCGAGCUCGUACACAAGCUCUCGGAACAGCACAAGACCGGAUUGGCCAUCGUCAACGACCCGGACGCAGACCGCCUGGCAGUCUCUGCUCGCGACCAAGGCGGCAAACUCCGUGCUCUCACAGGUGACCAGCUCGGUGCUCUGCUUGGUGACGAAAUCCUUCGGCGUGCUGCCAAGGCGAACGGGGGCAAGGCGGGCGUGUGGACGCUGAGCACCAUUGUCUCGAGUCGCCUCCUCGCGCGUCUCUCUGGGCACUGGGGCGGUAAGCACGUCGAGACGCUCACCGGCUUCAAGUGGCUUGGCAAUGUGGCUCGCGGAAUCGAGGCACGCGAAGGUGCCGGCUCGUUCGGAUUUGGAUAUGAGGAGGCGCUGGGAUACAUGGCUGCCAGCUCGGUAUGGGACAAGGACGGGCUUUCGUCGUACCUGCUCAUUGUCUCUAUGGCAUUCGACCUGGCCAGGGAAGGAAAGACGCUCUGGGACCGUUUGGAAGAGCUUCACCGCCUGGUGGGCCUGUCAGUCACCAUGCAGAAGAUCAUCAAGCUCAGCCCAACCAUGAAGGGCACCGAUGUCAUGACGAAGCUGCGCGCUGAUCUGGAUGCUGGCAAGGACAGCGUCACGGAGAAGGCAGCCGACAAGUCGUACACGUUCAGCUUGGUCGACGACUUGAAGUCGAGGCCUGCUUAUGACCAGGUGAAAGCGGAAGCUGGCGAUCUGAGCAUCCCUAAGAACGACGUACUGCGCUUCUACGUUCCUCCUAGUCACGUCGACCCCGCCACGGCAGGUAAACGCGACCAACAGGAAAUCAUGCUCGGCGAUGUGCGUGUCAUUGUUCGACCCUCUGGCACCGAGCCCAAAGUCAAGAUCUACACCGAAGCGCUCGGACAGAUCCGAGAAGGCGAGGCGUACACUGAUGCAGUGGAGCGUGUCACCAAGGAGCUCGAGGCAAUUGUCGAUGCCUUUUGGGCUUGGAUGAGCUGA
This is a messenger RNA of Sporisorium graminicola, 1863 nucleotides long. RefSeq lists its product as uncharacterized. NCBI's taxonomy places the organism in Eukaryota, Fungi, Basidiomycota, Ustilaginomycetes, Ustilaginales, Ustilaginaceae. The transcript has a single exon. The coding region runs from base 1 to 1863 and encodes 620 amino acids. Gene Ontology annotation, molecular function: phosphopentomutase activity; magnesium ion binding. Gene Ontology annotation, biological process: carbohydrate metabolic process; purine ribonucleoside salvage. The record is from RefSeq and is a predicted model, not a curated record.